Gekko japonicus is the source of this 1459-nucleotide messenger RNA. RefSeq names its product GPI mannosyltransferase 1-like. Gene Ontology annotation, biological process: GPI anchor biosynthetic process. Gene Ontology annotation, molecular function: alpha-1,4-mannosyltransferase activity; GPI mannosyltransferase activity. NCBI's taxonomy places the organism in Eukaryota, Metazoa, Chordata, Lepidosauria, Squamata, Gekkonidae. Gene Ontology annotation, cellular component: glycosylphosphatidylinositol-mannosyltransferase I complex; membrane. The record is from RefSeq and is a predicted model, not a curated record. The coding region runs from base 86 to 1360 and encodes 424 amino acids. The transcript has a single exon.
CAGUGGCAUAACCAGAGGAUGGUUCAAGCCUGGCCCAGUAUUGGGUUUCAUUUCCCAUUCUGAUUCCUGUUCAAGAGAACCAAACAUGAUGCCCCAUCAAAUAGCUGGGAAACAAAUCUUGACAGGGUUUCUCAGGAAAUAUGUCUUAUUUGGCAACGCUCUCCUAAUUAGGCUCAUGCUUGUCUUCUAUGGAGUUUAUCAGGACAGAACGAUGUUGGUAAAGUAUACAGACAUCGACUACCAAGUAUUCACUGAUGCUGCCAAGUAUAUCACAGAGGGGAAGUCUCCUUACCUAAGAGCCACGUACCGUUACACUCCACUGCUGGCCUGGAUUUUAACCCCAAACAUCUACAUUACUGACCUGUAUGGAAAGCUCCUGUUUAUUACUGGGGAUUUGGUUGCUGCGUACCUCAUGUACCGGAUUCUGCUGCUCAGAGGGCUGGAUAGUAGGAAGGCCUGUGGGUGCUGUGCCUUUUGGCUCCUCAAUCCUCUGCCCAUGACUGUAUCCAGCCGAGGAAAUGCCGAGUCCCUGAUAGCUGGCCUAGUCCUGGGCACCAUGUAUUAUAUGGAAAAGAAGCACCUGGCCAAGGCUGCUGUUCUUUAUGGCCUGUCUGUACAUAUGAAAAUUUACCCAGUGACCUAUGCAUUGCCUAUAGUUCUCCAUUUGCAAAGCAGCCAAAGCCACGAAAAAGGAAAUACAGACGUUCUGAAGCAACGAAAAGUGGACGACUUCCGGAGGUUCUUCUUAAGACUCUUCAGUCGGGACGUUCUGCUUUUCGCGGCUGUGGCUGGAGGGACCUUCGCUGCCCUCGGCCUUGUUUUUUAUUUCUCUUACGGCCGGGACUUUCUGGAGCAGACCUAUUUCUACCACUUGACCCGGAGAGAUAUCCGCCACAACUUCUCACCCUAUUUCUACAUGCUGUACUUGACUGCAGAAAGCGAGUGGAGUUUUCCCCUCGGACUUGCAGCUUUCUUGCCUCAACUCCUGCUGCUUUUGGUUAUUUCUUUCGCUUACUACAAAGACCUGGUCUUCUGCUCCUUCCUGCACACUGCUGUGUUUGUGAGUUUUAACAAAGUGUGCACCUCCCAGUAUUUUCUGUGGUACCUUUGCCUUCUGCCCCCCGUAAUCCCCCUUCUGAGGAUGUCCUGGCAGCGGGCUGCGCUUCUUUUUUUGCUGUGGCUGAUGGGACAAGGUCUGUGGCUGGCACCGGCAUACUUUUUGGAAUUCAAGGGGCAGAACACUUUCUUGCUCAUAUGGCUAGCAGGCUUAUUCUUUCUUUUUGCCAACUCUGUGAUUCUCAUUCAGAUUAUCGCUCACUAUUGCACCGGUCAGGUGAUUAGGAAAAUUAAACUACAGUAAGACUGACUGCCUUUGCUACACUGAUGAAACUCUUUAGGCCAGGGGUGUUGAACUAAUUUGUUAUGAGGGCCGGAUCUGACAUAAAUGAGACCUUGUUGG